UGAAACUGAACAAUGGCUGCCCAUAAAUCUGCACAUAUCAAUACAGAUCAUGAAACAAGCGACUCAAAUGCAAAGUGUAGCAAUUCUCUAGUACCAAGUAGUAGUGCUAUUACAUCUAUUGUAGGACCUUCGAAUAGUUUUCCUUGUGAAUCUCAUUCACACUUGGAUAAGGAUUUAAACUCUCAUAAUGUUUCUUGCAUAAAAGAAGUUGGAGACGAGGCACACAGUAUCACAUUCUUUGUAGAUAAUUCAGUAGAAAAUGGAGUUGCUGCUAGUCAGUUGAUGUCCAAUGAUUCAAUAGCUAGAGAAAGCAGUAAUUAUGCAUCCCUAAGAAGAUUAUUUAGUCUAUCGAGUGCUUCAGGAUCUCACUUGGACGAGGAUUUAGAAAAUGAAAUUGUUUCACAGGCAGGAGAUAUUGGAGACAGGACAGUUAACAGAAGAGGUAGUCGAAGAGAGAGUGCACGAUUUUCCAUGGAACAAGGGGUAGUUUUUCCAAUUCCAGAAGAACUAUUGGAUUCUUCUGGCUUCUGGUCCCAUGAGCGUUUCAAGUCAAACACGAUCUUUCCUGUAUCACUGUUGGUGUCAGACAUCAUUACUCCGCCUCCCACCAAUGCUCUCUCGCAUAACAAACAAGAGGAGAAGAAAGAGCUGCCACUGAUUCUUGAUUAUGCUGCCUACCUCAUACAUAUGGCUGUCUUUGGAGUUCUUGGGGUCCUAACCAGGUAUCUACUACAGAAAUUGUUUGGCCCAGGCGAUGUAGGUGUGACAAGUGACCGGAGCAUUCUAUAUCUUGAUCUUCCAUCAAAUAUGGUUGGUUCAUUCUUAAUGGGAUGGUUUGGUGUUGUUUUCAAAGGCAAGAUAUCAAGCGUUUCAGAUCACCUAGCAGUUGGUCUUUCCACUGGCUACCUAGGAAGUCUUACCACAUUUAGUGGUUGGAAUCAGAAAAUGCUCGAUCUUAGUGUCAGUGGCCAUUGGGUUUUUGCUGUGUUGGGCUUCGUUAUAGGAUUGUUCCUUGCUGCUUAUUCUAUUACCUUUGGGAUUGAGACAGCAAAGGGUUUUAGCAGGCUUCUUGAAAGUAUUGAAAAAAGUUCAAGCUCCAGCAAGUUGAGGGUGAAUAGCUUUAAGAGUCACCUACUAGUUUUAUCUUUGUUGAUGCUAGUAUGGGGCGGUUUGUUGACCACAAGUGUGAUCUUGGAGACGAAAGAGUUUAAAGAUGGCGGGAGUGGUGCUCAACUUUGGUUGGGUUGUCUUGUCGGUCCUGUAGGGGUUUGGAUGAGGUGGUGGCUUGCUCUAUUAAAUGGGCGUGGGUUAGGGAAGGCAGGAAGGUGGAAAUGGAUACCAUUUGGGACAUUGGCUGCUAAUGUCUCUGCAGCAUGCUUGAUGGCAGCUCUUGCUACAGUGAAAAAAGCAGUGAAUACGAAGGACUGUAACACAGUUGCCUCGGGCCUACAAUUUGGUCUGAUGGGAUGCUUAAGCACUGUGUCUACUUUCAUGGCUGAAUAUAAUGCAAUGAGAGAGAGCAGUCAUCCCUUCAGAGCAUAUGCAUAUGCAUUGAUCACUAUUGGGAUUUCAUUUGGUUUCGGAACUUUGAUAUACUCUGUACCUGUGUGGACAUUGGGGUACAGUUGACAGCUCGAGAAUAUUCUAGCAUCACUCAGAAUCCAAAAGCUAUAUUCAUAUCUAACUUCAUUGUUCAUCAAUAAGUUCGCAAAUAAAUUUGCUGUUUUCGGAAAAUUGUGUAAAUUUUCAUCUCGGCUGAUGCAUAUACAGUUGUACAGAACCAUUUGUAAAUUGGUAAUGAUAGAAUGUCAGAACUCUGUUUAUCAGUUACAUCUCAUACAGAAAACAUUACACAUGUAUAUUUUUUUUAACGGGGAAAACAUUACACAUAUUGUUU
Molecule: messenger RNA, 1897 nt
Organism: Beta vulgaris subsp. vulgaris (sugar beet)
Lineage: Eukaryota; Viridiplantae; Streptophyta; Magnoliopsida; Caryophyllales; Amaranthaceae
Exons: 6
Coding region: 13-1629 (538 amino acids)
Biological process (GO): fluoride transmembrane transport
Cellular component (GO): membrane
Molecular function (GO): fluoride transmembrane transporter activity
Source: RefSeq, a predicted model, not a curated record